AUGGCACAGCGCGUCAUCCAGAAUGUUGAGAACGAUUACCUGAUGUGUAGCAUCUGCUUGGGGCGGUAUGACGAUCCGCGUCUUCUGCCUUGCGGACACACAUUUUGUAAAGAAUGUCUCUCCGGACAUAUACAGCAGACGGUAAUCGACAGGAAUUCCCGCCAUUUUACUUGUCCUAUUGACAGGAACAUGGUUUCGCGACCAGCGAAUCGUGCACCGAAAGAUUGGGCAGGUCUAUUUCCUCCAGAUACGUUUUUAUCAAGUCUACUGACGACAGUUCUUCAACAUGAAGGAGGACAAGGAAAUAACAGGUCAGUUUCAAUACAAAAGAGUGACAGACCGAUAGGAAAUGACAGACCAUUUCGUUCGAAUAAUUCUAAUGAUAGACCAUAUCAUUCUGAUGACUCUAAUGACCACUUCCCCGUAAGCCAUGCUGGACCAUCGUUUGGACAAAGCCAUAUGUCUGAAGGACUUACAUGUGUAGAACAUCCAGGGAGGGUACUUGAAUUCUUCUGCCUUGGUUGUAACGCGCUUGUUUGUUCGUAUUGUGCGGUCAGGGGUCAUAGAGGUCAAAGGUGCGAGUGCAUCACUAUGGAGGACGCAAUCGAAAGACUGAGGCCACGAAUGGAGGCAUUGAGGAGAAGACUUCGAGGACAAAUGUCAAGGGUGGAACAGCUGAGCCGUGGGGAAACACCAGCUGAUGGCAUGCUUGACGCUAGUAGAACCAGAGCUAUGGAGAAACUGGACGAAAUAGAAAACAAUCUAAGUAGGUUCGCACAGACUUGUCUUGAAAGUGUAGAAGAACUCCGGCAGCAAACAAGAGAUGCGGGUCGGGGUUUGAUGACAGAAAACGCACAAAUGUCUCGACUUUUUGACAGCAUACAGGAAACGAAACUAACAUUUGAGAAUGUAGUAAGUGCCAAUUCUGGACCAGAUUUGUUGAAUUGGCUGUCAAGAAUGGAAAAACAAGCAGACGACUAUGACGCAGCAAUUUCAUCUUCCUCACAGACCAACACACCAUCUGAAGCCGAGUUUGUAGCACAUACAGUUUUCAGUAACUUUCUUAGAAACCCUCCCCCUGUUGGGUCAGUAAGGGUGAAGCACGACGCUGGUAGGAAUACACAACGCAGUCAUGGGUGCAGACUACAGUAG
This is a messenger RNA of Ylistrum balloti, 1152 nucleotides long. RefSeq names its product tripartite motif-containing protein 3-like. NCBI's taxonomy places the organism in Eukaryota, Metazoa, Mollusca, Bivalvia, Pectinida, Pectinidae. The transcript has a single exon. The record is from RefSeq and is a predicted model, not a curated record. Gene Ontology annotation, molecular function: zinc ion binding. Bases 1 to 1152 code for a protein of 383 amino acids.